This is a messenger RNA of Malurus melanocephalus (red-backed fairy wren), 1434 nucleotides long. Its product is annotated as inter-alpha-trypsin inhibitor heavy chain H3-like. The transcript is spliced from 11 exons. The coding region runs from base 26 to 1414 and encodes 462 amino acids. The record is from RefSeq and is a predicted model, not a curated record. Lineage: Eukaryota; Metazoa; Chordata; Aves; Passeriformes; Maluridae.
UGUUUGGAGCCUCACUUUUUUCAAAAUGGAAAGCAAUCUAUUGCUUUGUGUUUUAUUAUUGAUUCCUGCCUUUACAUCAUCAGACUUUUUGCUAACACAUGUCAGAAACCUCAAGAAGCGAAAUGCUGAUAAUGACUUGGUCGUCAAUGGGAUAGAAAUCUAUAGCAUGAAAAUUGAUAGCAAAGUAACUUCCCGAUUUGCCCACAAUGUCAUCACCAGUCGAGCUGUCAAUCGUGGAAAUGUGUCCAAAGAAAUCUUCUUUGAUGUUGAACUCCCUAAGACAGCCUUCAUUACCAACUUCAGCAUGACAAUUGAUGGUGUCACCUAUCCUGGAAUUAUAAAGGAAAAAGAAACUGCAAAAAAGCAAUAUGAGAAGGCUGUUUCAAGAGGACAGACUGCUGGUCUUGUCAAAGCUUCAGGAAGGAAAACAGAAAAAUUCACUGUCUCAGCCAACAUUAAAGCAGCCAGUAAAGUCACUUUUGAACUCAUAUAUGAGGAACUGUUGAAGCGAAAGUUUGGAAAAUAUGAAAUGUUCAUCAAAGUAAAACCAAAACAGCUUGUAAAAGAUUUUGAGAUUGAAGUAGAUAUCUUUGAGCCCCAGGGUAUCACUGAACUGGAGGCAGAAGGAACAUUUAUCACCAAUGAGCUGCAAAAUACCAUUAAAAAAAGUUUUUCAGGAAAAAAGGGGCAUAUCUCUUUCAAGCCAACUCUUGAUCAGCAGCGAACCUGUGAAAAUUGCUCACAGUCUGUCUUGGAUGGGGAUUUUACUGUAAGAUACGAUGUGAAGAGAACAACUACAGAUAAUUUGCAGAUUAUCAAUGGCUACUUCGUACACUUCUUUGCACCAACAAAUCUUCCGAAGUUGUCCAAGAAUGUUGUUUUUGUAUUGGAUACUAGUGGCUCAAUGAGUGGAAGACCAAUGGAACAGACAAAAGAAGCACUGCUAAAAAUCCUAGAUGACAUUAAAGAAGAUGACUUCUUCAAUUUCAUAUUAUUUGAAAGUGAAGUAUCUACCUGGAAAGAAGCAUUAAUCAAGGCCACUCCUGAGAAUUUGGAUGAAGCAAGGAAGUUUGUUCAGCACAUUUCUGUUGGAGGAGCGACAAAUUUACAUGGUGGUUUGAUGAGAGGAAUUGAUAUUCUGAAUGCUGCUCAUGAGGAAAACCUUGUUCCCAAGAGAAGCGCUUCCAUAAUUAUCAUGUUAACAGAUGGCCAGCCAAACGUAGGUGUAUCAGACACUCAGGAGAUUGAGAAAGCAGUAAAGAAGGCCAUUGAUGGCAGAUACCCCUUAUACAAUCUUGGUUUUGGCAGUGGUGUUGACUACAGCUUCUUGGAGAAGAUGGCACUGGAGAACAAAGGAUUGGCCCGUCGGAUUUAUCCUGACUCUGAUGCAGCUUUGCAGCUUCAGGUGCAGUAAUUACCACAUACAUUAGACCA